Messenger RNA from Magnolia sinica, 5332 nucleotides. RefSeq lists its product as uncharacterized. The transcript has 19 exons. Gene Ontology annotation, biological process: regulation of transcription by RNA polymerase II. NCBI's taxonomy places the organism in Eukaryota, Viridiplantae, Streptophyta, Magnoliopsida, Magnoliales, Magnoliaceae. The record is from RefSeq and is a predicted model, not a curated record. Bases 259 to 4770 code for a protein of 1503 amino acids.
CGUAGAAGUACAGAAAAGGGUUUAGUUUAUAAAAAAAGUGGGUUUAAAUAUCUCCAAAUGAAAAGCAAAACCACCUCUCUCGCUCUCUGAAACUCGAACCAUAAAAACGAAAUCCUCUUUCUUCGGAUCGAAAAUCAUAAAAAAAUUACAAACCCUAACCCGUGAUUUUCCCUCCAUCUCUCUCUCUCUCUGAACUUCAGAGCUAGGGUUAGGCAUCGUCUCACCCUCUGGAAUGGACGGCCUUGAUUCAUCCCGGCCAUGAACCCCACCAUGAUGGGUCGGGGCGCAGACGGCGGAUGCGGCACCGAGGAGAAACCGUGCCUUAUUUAUAGGCCUCCCCCUAGACUUCCUUCUGCCCAAACCCAAACCCUAGACCCUCUACAUUUCUACACCCAAGCCCAGAAAGCACUCUCCGAGCAUUCCCCUUUCGACUCUGAAGACGCCGUUUCUAGGGUUUCGACUCUGCCUGUUGGCCUCUCGGCUUUCCUCUCGAGAUGUGGCGAUCGUCGUCGUCGGAAACACCGGAAAUCGCAUUCCGAGAGUGGCGCGAAGGCCUCCGGGCAGCGUGGCACUCCAAAUGUGUGGGUUGAGACGGAGGAGUACUUCCGCCACAUUAAGCUAGCUGAUAUUGAGCAAUUGGUUUCAAAGUCGGAUCUUGGUCCUGCUGCUGAUGCUUGUUUUUCUGUUCCGUUGCUGCCGGAAUCUGUUGGAGAAGGAAAUGUGGCUUCCACUGAGACAGAGAGUGAGAAGACAGACGGAGCUAGUGUGAAUGUCGCUGAAGUUGACAUCUCAGGUUCAGUGAAUGUUGCCGAAGAGGCUAAUAAUGGAGUGCAAGAAAUGGAAAUUGAUGGUGCGGGGCCCACUGAUAGAUUGCCGCUGAAAGAACUGGAGAAUUCACCGAGUUUGCAUUGGCUGCUGGGCUGUAAGCAGAAAAUUCUCCUGACAUCGGAGCGUCCUUCUAAGAAACGGAAGCUUCUAGGGGAAGAGGCAGGUUUAGAAAGGCUAGUCAUAGCAUGUCCUUCACAAUCAGGGGAUUUGGCUAUUUGCCAUGUGUGUUGUUCAGGCGAUGAUGGGGAGCAAUCGAAUGGUCUUCUGUUCUGUGAUGCUUGUAAUGUUUCUGUGCAUCGGAAAUGUUAUGGUGUGCGGGAUGUUCCAGUGGACAGAUGGUUGUGUUCUUGGUGUAACAUACGGGAUCGCCUUGAAACUUAUUCGAAGCCAUGUUUCCUUUGCCCUAAGGCAGGCGGGGCCCUGAAGCCUGUUUCUAAGGAUGCAGACGGAAGUGAAACUGGUGGCCACAUGAAGUUUGCUCACUUGUUUUGUGGUAUGUGGAUACCUGAGGUAUAUGUAAAUGAUAUUGAGGUGAUGGAGCCAAUUGUGAAUAUUGGGGGAAUAAAGGACACGAGGAGACGGUUACUUUGUUUCUUAUGCAAGGUGAAGUAUGGCGUAUGCAUUCGGUGUAGUAAUGGAACAUGCAGGACAUCUUUCCAUCCUAUAUGUGCUAGGGAGGCGAAACUUAGAAUGGAAAUCUGGGGCAAAUUCGGAUGCAAUAAUGUUGAACUGCGGGCUUUCUGCUCAAAGCACUCAGGUUCUCAAGAUAUCAGCAGUGCCCAACAUUCAGAAAACCUCAUGUCUGCUACUGCUGUCGGUGAUUCUUCAGCAACCAAGCUUUUGCCUAUGACCGUACCCGUGAACAGGCCAAUCAAGCUAAAACUUAGCCGGAGGAAUGGAGACAAAAGCAUGGCUAAUGAUAAAAUCACAGACGGCGGCUGUGGUGAAGGGAGGAAAACAGAGGUACAGGUGGAACAGAGCACAGUUCCUCGUAGACCUGAAUGUGGUGAUGCACAGCUAAUCCCCAACAAGGAGACACCUAGAGUCAUUGAGAAGGACAGCAUUGGAGAUGCCAAUCCAUCUGAUUCCCUUAAUCCUGUUCUGAUUCUGAACGAGUUAAUUGAUCAAGGAAAAGCCACCGUGAGUGAUGUAGCAUCAGAGUUAGGCAUUUCAUUGGAUCUUUUAUCAGUGGCACUUGUGGAUGAACGCGCCUCCUUUCCUCCUGAACUUCAAAUGAAAAUGGUCAAGUUGCUGCGAGAUUCUGCUCAUGUGGGUACCUCAGCACAAUAUUUGAAAUUUAGCACCGGCUCUGCAAUUUCAUUUGGGGCUAAGGCAGCACAAACUGAUGCUCCAAAUGCUUUCAAGGAAGCAGGUCCUGGUGGUUCAGGCAUUGCUCCUAUUGUUUCAUUAGUGCCGGGGAGAAGAAUAAAAAGCAGGAUAAGGAUUUCAAAAGCGAAGAAACUUGUAUGCUCAUCUGGGAAAUCAUUCGGAGAGCAAAAUGGUAAUGGGAUAUUACUGAUCAAUGAUGGUAUUAGUGAAAAUUCACCUGUCCUUGCUGAAGUUCUGAAACAGGAUGGUACCAGCGAUGAAUCUCCUUCUGGUGAUCGAGACUGUCUCUUUAAAGAGCCAGAGAUCACAGGAAAGGAUCAUUCGAAUUAUUCUUCUCAUGCGGGUACAAGUAUUGAAUAUGGCAAGGCAGAGGUGCAAAGCAUAAUCGAAACCUUAAAUUCUCAUGAUACAGGGGUUCCAGCCUAUGUGGCAAACAACAUAUAUGAGAUACAGCAACAAUCACAAUCUAUGGUGGAAAAAGAGUUGCUCAUGCGAUCUGGGAAUGGUCAUGCUGAGAUUGAUGUCACUGUGCAGAAUAAUAUUGUAGAGUCUAAUGGGGAACAUCCCGAUUGUGUGACUCGUGAUGUAGCUGAUAUCAAAAGGGGAGAAUCAACCUCUAGCUCAUAUAUUCACCCGUUUAUCAGCAAGAAGUUGAUGCAAAUGCAGAAGUGUGGGGUUCUCCAGCAGAAAAGCAGAAGUCCUGUGUGCCAUGGUCAGAAGGAGAAAGGUAUGUUUUCUAUGAAAGCAACUUGCCCUGCAAGUAUUUGCUGUAUUCACCCACCAUGGAACUCCACCUGCACUGACCUGAAGUGUACAUCGGAUGCUGCAAGAAGGGAGCAGUCGCUUAAAGCCAGAACGAUGGGAAUCUUGGAGCUUUCUCCAGAAGACGAAGUGGAAGGAGAAAUUGUUUACUUUCAGAGUAGGCUGCUGGACAAUGCAGUUGCAAACAAGCACCACUUCGAAUCUUUAAUAUCUAGGGUGGUAAAAAAUCUUCCUCAUGAGCUGGAUGCACUCUGCAAACAACGAUGGGAUGCGGUACUUGUCAGUCAGUUUCUUCGCCAAGUCAGGGAAGCCAAGAAGCAGGGAAGGAAAGAGAGAAGGCACAAAGAAGCCCAGGCUGUGCUUGCUGCUGCAACCGCUACUGCUGCUGCUUCUUCCAGGAUUUCAUCUUUCAGGAAAGAUGUACAUGACGAGAGUCUUCUAAAGGUUGAUACUGUUUCUGGGAGGGCUGGGCCUUUCUCUCAAUUGAUACCACGGACCAAGGAAACACUUUCAAGGUUGGAUGUUUCAAAGAUUUCAUCAGAAUUCUCUGAGGUUUUCCGGUUGACCACAGACUUUCCAAAGGAACAUCGUCAGUCAUGUGACAUCUGCAGAAGAAAUGAGACAGUACUGAAUCAUAUUGUAGUUUGUUGCAACUGCAAGGUUGCUGUUCACUUGGGUUGCUAUAAUGGUCUUAAAGAUCCUGUUGGGCCAUGGUACUGUGAACUGUGUGAGGAGUUAUUAUUGCAAUCCACAAGCCCAAGAAUUCGUCCUAUAAAUACUCAAGAGAGCUCUUGUUUCAUUACACACUGUGGUUUAUGUGGUGGUGCUACUGGUGCGUUUAGAAAGUCAACUGAUGGCCAGUGGGUUCACGCCUUUUGUGCUGAGUGGGUGCUAGAGUCAACAUUUAGAAGGGGACAACCAAAUCCCGUUGGGGGAAUGGAGACCAUUUCAAAGGAAAGAGACCUGCUUGUUUGCUGCAUUUGCCGUCGCAAACACGGUGUCUGCAUAAAGUGUAAUCAUGAUGACUGUCAAACUGCAUUUCAUCCUACUUGUGCUAAACGUGCUGGCCUGCACAUGGAUGUGAAGACUGCUGGAGGCAAGUUUUUUCAGCACAAGGCUUAUUGUGAAAAGCAUAGCUUGGAUCAGAAAAAGAAGGCUGAGAGUCUGCAACAUGGACCUGAUGAGGUCCGCCGCAUUAAGCAAAUCCGGGUCAGUGAGAAUGUUGAAUUAGAGAAGGUGCGUCUUCUUUGUGAACGGAUUAUCAAAAGAGAGAAGCUGAAGAGGGAAUUGGUUCUUUGCUCGCAUGAUAUACUUGCUUCAAAAAGAGACAAUGUGGCUUUCUCAGUGCUCGUUCGUAGUUCCUUCUUUCCGCCAGAUCUUAGUUCAGGCUCUGUCACUACCUCUCUAAAAGGGCAUGCUGAUGAUAACAAAUCCUGCGGUGAUGCAAUGCAAAGAUCAGAUGACAUCACAGUGGACAGCACGGUUUCUGGUACUAGCCAAGUAACAUUUCCUGUGCAUUUGGACAUUGAUAGGAAGACUGAUGACAGCUUCACAUCCCGUCUCUCUACGUGCAAGCCAAUAGAUAGGUUGCCAUUUUCAGGAAAGCAACUUCCCCAUAGACCUGCGUCCGUUGCAUCCCGGGACUCAGCAGAUGAUGGAGAAAAUAGGUUGAAGUCCAGAAAGCACACUGCGACUUUUCAGAAAGAGCUGAUAAUGACAUCUGAUCAGGCGUCGAUGCAGAAUCUGCGGUUGCCUAAAGGAUAUGUUUAUAUUCCUGUUGGCAGCCUUCCAAAGGAGAAACCAGUUAGCCGCGAUACAGUGACUCCGGAACUGCUAGAUCCUGACGGUUAGAGAUGGGAAACUAUGUUGGUUUCUUUCAUUACUCAUCUGGAGGCCCACCAUUCCCAGAUGUGCUUCUGGUGGGAGAUUGAUGCAUGUUUCAUCGAGUGUGAAAGUCCAUGAGGAGAAUGAAGAAGUGGGCAAAGGGACGGGCUGGGUGUAUCCACACCGUUGAGAUGCUGUCGCGAUUCAGAAUUUUGGCGUCAGCGUUGCAUAUGCAUUCUGAAAGCAAUUGUACAAUGGCCGGGCGCUAGAUUUGCGCUAGUUCCAUACACAUGUGGGAGGCUUGGACGCUUAAUUUGCUUGUAUUCCUCAAGGGGCGACAUGGAAGCUUGCUUUUGGUCCUGUACCUGUGUAUAUGAGGAAUUAGAAGGUAUCCUUAGGUGCAGGUUCUGUAAAAUUAUUGUUGUACAUUGUUACCAUCGUGGUUAUCUAGUAAAUGCCAGCAAUGACGAGCAUCCAUUGGCAGUAAUUGCUGGCAGCAGCAAACGUGCAUUCGUCAGUUUGCGGUACUUUGUUGACUGAGUUUAACUAACAGCACAAUUGUCGUUGACAAGUGAAGCUUUUUGAUUCA